Molecule: messenger RNA, 1096 nt
Organism: Oryctolagus cuniculus (rabbit)
Lineage: Eukaryota; Metazoa; Chordata; Mammalia; Lagomorpha; Leporidae
Gene: PLD6
Product: phospholipase D family member 6
Biological process (GO): piRNA processing
Cellular component (GO): mitochondrion
Molecular function (GO): RNA endonuclease activity producing 5'-phosphomonoesters, hydrolytic mechanism
Source: RefSeq, a predicted model, not a curated record
GCUGAGCACGUGCGGGGCGUGGCAAGGCGCACAGGCCCAGGCCCGCGGCGGCGUCGUCGUCGUCGUCGUCGUCGUCGUCGUCGUCGUCGUCGUCGUCGUCGUCGUCGUCGUCGUCGUCGUGUCGUCGGGCAUGGGGCGGUUGAGGUGGCGGGCGGUGGCGGCGGUGGCCGCGGGCCUCUCGCUGGCCCUGGAGGCGUUGCCCUGGCUGCUGCGCUGGCUGUGGGCCGGGCGGCGGCGGCGGCCGCGGCGCGAGGUGCUCUUCUUUCCGUCGCAGGUGACCUGCACCGAGGCCCUGCUGCAGGCCCCGGGCGCGGCGGCGGCGGCGGCGGCCCCCGCGGGCUGUCCGUGCAGCCUGCCGCACUGCGAGAGCUCGCUGAGCCGCCUGCUGCGCGCCCUGCUGGCCGCCCGCGCCAGCCUGGAGCUCUGCCUCUUCGCCUUCUCCAGCCCGCAGCUGGGGCGCGCCGUGCAGCUGCUGCACCAGCGCGGGGUGCGCGUGCGGGUCAUCACCGACUGCGACUACAUGGCCCUCAACGGCUCGCAGAUCGGCCUGCUGCGCAAGGCGGGGAUCCAGGUUCGCCACGACCAGGACCUGGGCUACAUGCACCACAAGUUCGCCAUCGUAGACAAGAAGGUGCUGAUCACGGGCUCGCUCAACUGGACCACGCAGGCCAUCCAGAACAACCGGGAGAACGUGCUGGUCAUGGAGGACCCGGUGUACGUGCGCCUCUUCCUGGAGGAGUUCGAGCGCAUCUGGGACGAGUUCAACCCCGCCAAGUACACCUUCUUCCCGCAGAAGCGGGCGCGCUGACUCCGGCGGGCCAGGGGCUUCGCCGGCUGUGGCUGGCUCCGUGGGGGCGGGGUGGGCUUGUUAAAAGGGGAAUCCCCGCCGUGGGACCCCCCCAGGACACCCCCCCUGGGCCGCCAAGUUGAAGCCCGGGGUGCGGGGCUGGGGGGCCGGGCGCCCUCGCCCCGGAGCGCGCUUGGUUGGGGAGGGGGUGCCCGUGCCUCCAAGGCCCGAAGCCGCCUCCAGCUUGGUGGCCUUGACGUUGGGUCUGCGCGGUGUGCGGGGCGGGGGAUAGGGGGGUGGGGGCGGGGC